This is a messenger RNA of Penicillium macrosclerotiorum, 927 nucleotides long. RefSeq lists its product as uncharacterized. The transcript has a single exon. The coding region runs from base 1 to 927 and encodes 308 amino acids. The record is from RefSeq and is a predicted model, not a curated record. Lineage: Eukaryota; Fungi; Ascomycota; Eurotiomycetes; Eurotiales; Aspergillaceae.
AUGCACUAUAGUGCCCUAAUCUUUGUUUACUCCAAUAGAGAAAUCCGACGGAUCUCUUCUAGAGCCCAUUUUUUUCAAGGUGCAGAGUCCUCAUCGAGCGGGUCUGUGGCGACAGGACCGGACGUUGAGUCUCGAAUCCGACAAGUUGGCGACACCCUGGAUGUCUACCGACAGCUAUUCAGGAUCGAAUCGGCGUCGCCAGAUGACGACUUUAUGCUGAGCGGGCCAGCCGGCACCAGCAGUGUGAUCGACGAAAUAGAGACGAUAGAGAAGGCUCUGCGACAACUGAAAUUCCUCCUUCGGUAUGGAGACUAUGCCGGCCGCGUUUGGAAGUGUCUUCAGCUCGCCUCACGACGUACCCCAAAUCCUUUGCCAUCAUCUGUGGUCACUGUCAAUUCUAGCCUCGAGACGGACCGUCUUGAUGGAGGUCAUCAGAUCUUCUGCACUCUCCAAGGAUCCGUAAAGGCUCUUCGGAAAGAUGGCUGGAGUGACCUUGAUACAGCUGCAGCAAUGGAGGUAAUCAAAGCUUACGCGACUCGAAACCAAGUCUGCCACCGUGAGAGCAAGACCAAGGAACAACUCCGUAAGGAUUGCUCUGAGCUCGCCAGUCUCUUGCCUGGUGAUUGGGUGACCAGUCACGGGGCUUGGGUACGUAGUGUCAACUUGUGGGAUCGUGCUGAAGAGCGGUUAGCUCAGGAGCUUGCUCCUGCUACUACUGAUACGAGCCUCACUCGUUUCUGCGCCAACGCACUGAGUCGACACUCCAUUUCCGAAAAACGGGAGUUCCAACAGGUCCUCAUGGCGGGCUUAUUCCAUUCGGAGCUUGAGCAUCUUUGUGAUGGAGGGGAACAAAAACCGCACACGCCUCACCGGACCCUGAGAGGCGGUAAGGUCCGAUCCGUUUCCCUAUGUGCUUCGCAAGCGUGA